GACUCACCAGACCACCGGUGGCGGUUAGUUGUCGUACAGCAGCAGCAAGCGAGAGAGACUUACUGCUUUGAGUUUAUUUUAUUCCGCAAGUCGCAAGCUUUAUCACACUUUCUAUCACAAUGCAGAAGGCAGAGCUGAGCAAGGAUCAGAUGAGGGUCCUGAAGGAAGCCUUCGUUGCCUUUGAUAUCGAAAAGAAGGGCAGCAUCUCGCUGGAGAUCGUCGGUGAGAUCCUCGAGCUGCUUGGCUACGCCCUAUCGGAAGAAGAACUUCAGGAAGUCAUCGAAGAGUACGAUGUCGACGAAUCGGGAUUGAUAGAGUUUGAUGAGUUUAUUGAGCUGGCCUCGAACUAUGUUGAACCGGAGGAGGAUUACGAUGUUCUGCGUGCUGAACUACGUGAAGUGUUCAUGCUGUACGACAAGGACGGCAAAGGCUUCAUUCCCGUGGACGCGUUCAAAGGAAUUUUGCGCGAAUUGGACGGUGCGGUCCCGGAAACCGAGCUGGACGACAUCGUGGAUGAGAUUGAUGCCGACGGAUCGGGAACGGUUGACUUUGAGGAGUUUAUGGAGGUUAUGACAGGUGAAUAGGACCUCUAUCAUACUACUUCGCACCUCAUGUAGGGUAGGAUCCGUUGGCUGCAUCCGUGGACGGAUACGGAAAAGUGGCGCUUCUACCAACCUUGGCACGGCUCCUGGCGAAUCCCUCCUCCUUCGCAGAAAGACAAUCACAGAGUAUACAAAGCAUCAGUUGGCAAAUGGCACGGCAAUGAUACGGUGUAGCUUGUCAUUUGAGCAUAAUCAUCCAUCAUG
Messenger RNA from Anopheles darlingi, 806 nucleotides. Its product is annotated as troponin C, isoallergen Bla g 6.0101-like. Bases 120 to 584 code for a protein of 154 amino acids. The transcript has 6 exons. Gene Ontology annotation, molecular function: calcium ion binding; enzyme regulator activity. The record is from RefSeq and is a predicted model, not a curated record. Lineage: Eukaryota; Metazoa; Arthropoda; Insecta; Diptera; Culicidae.